Lethenteron reissneri (Far Eastern brook lamprey) is the source of this 1991-nucleotide messenger RNA. RefSeq names its product spidroin-1-like. NCBI's taxonomy places the organism in Eukaryota, Metazoa, Chordata, Hyperoartia, Petromyzontiformes, Petromyzontidae. Gene Ontology annotation, molecular function: RNA polymerase II cis-regulatory region sequence-specific DNA binding; DNA-binding transcription factor activity, RNA polymerase II-specific. The record is from RefSeq and is a predicted model, not a curated record. Gene Ontology annotation, cellular component: nucleus. Gene Ontology annotation, biological process: regulation of transcription by RNA polymerase II; anatomical structure development.
AUGGCGGCGGCGGCUGCUGCUGCUGCAGCUGCUGCUGCUGCAGAGUUCGAUGAGCGAAGUGCAAACGCCUCCAGUGUCUACCUGCCCAGCUGUCCCGCGUACUACAUGCAGAGUGGACACCACCACCACCACCAUCCCCACCACCACCACCACCACCAUCCACACCACCACCACCAUCCCCACCGGCCAGAGCACUUCUCCCCGUAUCGCGCAGCGUACGGAGGAGGCACAGCAGUCCAAGACAACCACCACCACCACCACAAGUACAUUGGACGGAGCGCUGGCACAGCUGGCGGUGCUGCUGUUGCUGCUGCUGCUGCUGCAGGAGGUUGUGGUGAUGGUGACGGUGACGGUGGUCUGGCAAUAUCAGCUGCGGCUAACGGUGCUGCUGGCGCUGAUGGUGGUGGCGGUAUUGGCGGUGCGAACAGCAGCAGCAACAACAGCAGCAACAACAGCAGCAUCAGCAGCAGCAGCAACAGCAUCGCAGCAGCCAACGACGAAGUGUCAGCGCACGCGUUCCCCGGGCACGGCCCCUCGGGGGAUCACCUGCACCCGCAGCAGCGCGCAGAAUUCGCCGCACACGCGGAGCUGGCGAUGCUGAAGGGUGGCACCACCACCACCAACAUCAACACCACCGCCGCUGCCGCUGCUGCUGCUGCCACGGGUGGUGGUGGCGGCGGCGGUGGUGGUGGUCCCGGAGACCAGCUGUACAGACACUACUUCUCAUCGCCCACGUCGGCGCACGCCGCUUACGCACAAGCAGCAGCCGCUGCUCACGCGGCUGCUGCUGCGGCUGCUGCGGCGGCGGCUUCGCGCGGAACGGGAUUCUUCAGCGCGGUGGGACGCAACGGGGUCUUGCCGCAGGGCUUCGAUCAGUUCUUCGAAGCGGCGUCCUACGACGGGGUGAUGGAGGGCAUCGCUGCUGCUGCUGCUGCUGCUGGCGGCGGCGGCGGUGGUGGUGGUGGUGGCGCUGGAGCGAUGCAAAUGCAUUUGCACGAUUUGAAUCAUUGUGGGGAGCACGGGGAGGUGGGUGGCGGUGGUCAUCAUCAGCAGCAUCAUCAUCAUCAUAAGGGGGCAGCCGAGAGAGAGGGAGGAGAGAGGAAGGGAGAAGGGGAAAGUUCGCCGCGGCACAGGAGUGGUGGCGGUGGUGGUGGCGGUGGCGGUGGUGGUGGUGGCGGUGGAGGUGGUGGUGGUGGUGGUGGAGGAGGAGCGGGGAGCGUGGGGGACGCAAGUCCCACUCGGCACCCGCGAGACGCCGCGGACGCAGCGGGGACAGCCGGACCCGUCCCUGCUGUCCGCGUGCGCAAGAAGCGCUGCCCUUACACCAAGUUCCAGAUCCGCGAGUUGGAGCGAGAGUUCUUCUUCAACGUCUACAUCAACAAGGAGAAGCGGCUGCAGCUCUCGCGCCUACUCAACCUCACCGACCGACAGGUCAAGAUCUGGUUCCAGAACCGACGGAUGAAGGAGAAGAAGCUAAACCGGGACCGGCUGCAGUACUACGCGGGGAACCCCUUUUUAUAGAGGGACCAAGGGGGUCGGGGUGGGAUGUGGGUGGUCGGCCAAGGGGCUGAUCGCUCCCUCGCUACCGCUGUUGGUGGCGUUGGUGGCUCUACUCUCAGAGCCGUCCCGAGCGCACGGCACAUUGGGGUGUUCGCCCCGGGCCCCGCGCUUUGGGGGGGUGGGGAGUUUAAAGGGGUUGGGUUGUGGUGGUGGUGGGGGCGCCCCAGGACCCCGCAACCCACCCCCCCCCCCCCCUCAACUAUGGACAGCGCUGGUGCAUCUGCCAGUCAUCUCAUCUCAAGUCAAGUCAUGGCACCUGCGUCUGUUCCGUGAACCUCCUGAACAGCGGGCACCAGUGUGGUGGUGGCGGUGGUGGUGCAUCGACUCCUUCGCGCGUGACUCAAAGUGCACCUAGCCUGGCACGAGCGCCGUGGUUGACCUUGUUGUGCUGCACGUGGCGCCUAUUAUCCAGCACAGAUGUCGCUGUGAAG